AUGGCCAUCGCACUACCCGAGCACGAGGGAGAGGAGACAAAAAACAAGGAACUUCCAUGGGCGAUGCCAAGAAUCUUGAUCGAUGGCGGCAGUUCUGUGGAGAUCUUAUUCUAUGAAACAUUUAAACAAAUGGGUCUCAAAGACGAAUGUCUCGUACCCUCCACUUACAACAUAUUUGGCUUCAACAGGUCAUCAACCCGCCCAAAGGGUGAGGUAACGUUAGAAAUCCGGGUGGCAAAGAUCCUCACCCUAACCACCUUCUGGGUGGUAGAUGUACUAUCACCUUACACAGCCAUUGUGGGACGAUCCUGGGUCAACGAAAUCAAAGGAGUGGCCUCGACUUAUCAUCAAAUGCUAAGAUUUCCUACGCCUGAUGGAGUGGCAGAAAUCAUUGGAUAUCUUGUCGAAGCAAAAUACUGCUACGAGAUAGAAGUUCAAUACGGAGAGAACAAAAUAAACUCUCCAAGAGCAUAA
Papaver somniferum (opium poppy) is the source of this 474-nucleotide messenger RNA. RefSeq lists its product as uncharacterized. NCBI's taxonomy places the organism in Eukaryota, Viridiplantae, Streptophyta, Magnoliopsida, Ranunculales, Papaveraceae. The record is from RefSeq and is a predicted model, not a curated record. The transcript has a single exon. Bases 1 to 474 code for a protein of 157 amino acids.